AUCAAAAUUAUUCAUUUUCUCAACAAUUGAAUUAUUAAUAACUGUUUUAUUAAAAUAUCAACAAAAUCAUGAUGAAUAUUUAUUAGAUCCUGAACAAUUUCAACAAACAAAUGAACCAAAAUUAAAAGGAUUUUUUAAUGAAAUAACAAAUGCAUUAAUUACAAAAAAAAGACUUAAUAAGAAUAUAGAAAAAGCAAAAAAACAA
Messenger RNA from Racocetra persica, 205 nucleotides. NCBI's taxonomy places the organism in Eukaryota, Fungi, Glomeromycota, Glomeromycetes, Diversisporales, Gigasporaceae. The record is from the annotation of a GenBank genome assembly.